This is a messenger RNA of Impatiens glandulifera, 708 nucleotides long. RefSeq names its product protein yippee-like At4g27745. Bases 227 to 547 code for a protein of 106 amino acids. Lineage: Eukaryota; Viridiplantae; Streptophyta; Magnoliopsida; Ericales; Balsaminaceae. The transcript is spliced from 3 exons. The record is from RefSeq and is a predicted model, not a curated record.
UCCUAGAUUCCUACUUAUUGAGUAGAAUUUGUCAAAAACUAAUUCAUUUUUUAAAACCCUAGUGGGUGGGCUGCCUAAUCAUUCAUAAUUCUCCUCCUUACACGCUAACCAUCUGAUGCGAUCUUCAUAGUCAUCAGUCGGCUGCUGAGUAUCUAUCUAUCUAUCUUAUCCGAUCACUUUCUCUUCCUCGUCAAUUGGUAGAGGGUUGUCGUUGUUCUUCGCAGGAAUGGGAGAAUUGGUUGGACCUCGUCUGUAUAGCUGCUGUAAUUGUCGCAAUCAUGUUUCCCUUCACGACGAUAUCGUCUCUAAAGACUUUCAAGGAAAACAUGGUAGAGCCUUCCUGUUCUCUCAUGCGAUGAACAUAGUGGCUGGUCCGAAAGAGGACAGGCACUUGACGACUGGUCUUCACACUGUGGCUGAUGUAUAUUGUGUGGAUUGUCGAGAGGUUUUGGGAUGGAAAUACGAGAGGGCUUAUGAGGCUUCACAGAGGUACAAAGAAGGGAAAGUAAUACUAGAAAAAUCUAAGAUUGUAAAGGAGAAUUGGUAGUAGUAGUAGUAGUUUCCUUAUAUUCCUCCAUUGCUAAUUAAUGUUGAUUUGUGCUGUCAAUAAUGGUUCAUUAUCAUUAUCAUCAUAAUCUUCUGUAUAGAAACUCCAGGCAGCAGACUCUUUAUCUCAUUUGAAAUAUAUCAUUUAUCUCUGUUCCUACU